Messenger RNA from Mercenaria mercenaria, 706 nucleotides. RefSeq lists its product as uncharacterized. The transcript is spliced from 4 exons. NCBI's taxonomy places the organism in Eukaryota, Metazoa, Mollusca, Bivalvia, Venerida, Veneridae. The record is from RefSeq and is a predicted model, not a curated record. The coding region runs from base 220 to 699 and encodes 159 amino acids.
AAUCAUAUAUACAUUCUUAUUCCCAAAUUUCAGGAAUGGUUAUCCUGCUGUGGAUCAGAGGAAUAUUUAAUUCAGGGCAGUCCUUCCACAUACAUAAACAAGAUACCACCAACAACAGAGAAAAUAGAUAUAGAGAAAACCAAACAUGACAUCCAACAGGUGGCAAAGUUCUAUGAGAAAGGAGACUUAAUUUCCUGGUGGGACUCUUUCUUUAACGAAAUGGAAGAAGAAGAGGACAGAGACUUGGAUUCAGUUGAUUUGAUUGGCAAACUGAAGAAGUUAAAACUUGAAGAGGCAUUGGAGUUGACCACAACAACAGAGAACAUAAUCAACAUUCCGGAACUUGAUGAACCAAUCCCGGAGGUAACUAUAGGAAGGGCUAGGAGAGUUAUCUCUCAAAAGGAAGACAUGAAGGUACAAGACCUUGUACUUACAGACACGCCUAUGUCGCCAGAAGACUGGCCUCAGAUUGGGCAAGUGGUCGAAUUGCUGGACGAUGACAGGGUGGUAAUUCAGCCCUUCUGGGGUAAGAAAACCACAACAUGGAAACCGGCAGUACGACGACCAAAAGGACAGAAAAUCACGUUCACUGUCCAGAAAAAUGUUAUCUGGCACUAUGGUUUCAAUUUAACACCAAGUGGUUUUCUACCCAAAUCCAUUAGAGAAAUGGUGGAGCAGUAUGAGGAGGAUAAUUUGUAGACAUUGC